Molecule: messenger RNA, 1866 nt
Organism: Cloeon dipterum
Lineage: Eukaryota; Metazoa; Arthropoda; Insecta; Ephemeroptera; Baetidae
Exons: 4
Coding region: 62-688 (208 amino acids)
Source: RefSeq, a predicted model, not a curated record
CCGUGCAGCUGCAGCAACAGCAGCAGUGUGAAAACGAGUAAGGAGGCGAGUGUGAGCGAGAAUGGAGGUGGCUGAGGAAGAGGCGCCGCGCGAGCCGGCCACCUACGAGCACGCCUGCAUGCGGGCCGAGUUGCUGGGCCUGCCGCGGCCCACCCGCGAGGAGUACGAAGCCAGCAAAACGGCCAUCUGGAGUGCCAACUACGACGAGGACGAGUUGGAGGAACUGCAGCGGAGGCGGCAGCAAGAGGCGGCGGCAGACAAGGGCCACGAGGAGGCAGAGCUCGUCGAGGUACAGCUCACCGAAUUAGAGAGCCAAAAGGAGGAGAUGAAAGGCGCCAGUGGAGGCUUGGACGAGUUGGUGAACAUUUUGGCCAUCACCCAAGGCAAACUCAACAAGUUUAAGAAUGUCUGUGGCAGCAUAAAGAACUUGUUCAAAUUGCGCGGCGACGGUCAGGAGGGUAACAGUGACGGCGAGGCCACCGACGGCGAAGCAAGUGCUGCAGAGCCACACAGGCAGGUUGCCUCGGCAACAAACUCGCCUGCGGUGGCAACGAAAAGCUCUGCUCAAGGAAUUAGUUCGCAGCUCACCUCGCAGAAUGACAUUUUGGACAGAUUGUUGAGCAAGGCGGAAAACGCGGAAGUCAGUCUCAACAGCCAAAACAAACAAAUUAAAUCCUUGCUGCGAUAAAUCAUGCCAGAAGCCUAAAAUACACCCCACAGCGUAAAAAUCAAAUCCCCCGGCCGCCUCAAAAGCAACAUUAUUUCAAAGCUUUUGAUGUCGUAUUAAUUUGAGUGGUGCUUGAAAAAUAAAAACAUGUAACAGGGGAGACUUUCGUCUAUAGCCAAUGGUGGCAGCGGCAGUCGAUUAUGCGUAUGAUAAAAAAUGCACCCUUGCAUUUCAAACGAAAGCAGCGAAAUGCCGCUCGUUGUUGAUGUUUCUUGCAACUAUUUCAAUACCAAGCUGUUCUCUGCUAUGAGUUUGACUUUGAAUCGCAGUAAUCACUCGUGAAAAAAGUUGAUCUGUGAGAUUUGUUAAAUUUCGGUGGAAUAGGCUUGUGCACGAAUACGAUAUUACAAACACUUCUUCCAGAUUUCUACACAGUUUAUUAAAUUUAUAUUUUCGAAAAUGUAUAGGAAAAAAUAAAUUAUAUCAUUGGAAUAUAUUUGCCAAAAUCCAAGGUACGUACAAUUAACAAAAAUGUAGGAAAGAUUCUAAAUUUUCUUUCAGCUACCUUUCGUAGUGUGCAGAAAAAAACUUCCUAAAAGCAAUAAAGAGAAAAUAAAUAUUCUAAACCUAUUGUUGCACAAGUCUAUAUGUUUAAGACACGAGUUCAAAUUUAUUUAAGGAUAGCUCGAGAUGAACAUCGGCGUUUACAAUCAAACGAGUGGAGACUCCGCCCAGUUUUUACAUUUAGAUUUCGUUGUCAAUCACCAAUUUUUGAUCUUGCUAGUUGUUACAACACUUCCUAAUCACAAUCUAACAAUAUUAAAUGAUGAAAAACACGGGGUAAAUACUCGUGAAACAGCUGAUACUCGCUUUUACCGUGUAAAAAUAAAUAAAAAAUAUCGUUCGGGGUGAUAAAACAACAGUAGAAUAUUAACACCAAAGAAAUGUCAUCGAAACCAUUAGUUCUGUCUUUCAAAAGAUGUACAUUGUAACGCAUGUUCACUUUUAUACUAAUUGGUUGGUAGCACCAUUACAAAAAAUAUCAGGUGCAAUAAUUGUUAAAUUUCUUGUUAUCACGGUUCCAGUGUUCAAAAACCUUUUCCUCUCGUGUUUAAUGGAUUUGUAUUGAUUUUAUUGAACCAAAUAUGACAUAAAUAUACGCGCAUCAAUAAAUAAAUAAACAUAUGCAAUGAAAAGAA